This is a messenger RNA of Lactuca virosa, 240 nucleotides long. The record is from the annotation of a GenBank genome assembly. NCBI's taxonomy places the organism in Eukaryota, Viridiplantae, Streptophyta, Magnoliopsida, Asterales, Asteraceae.
AUGGGUAUUGGGCCAUCGGCCCAAAUCUUGUUCAAAUAUAUUGACCUGUUAGAAAAAUCAAAAUUCAACGACGUCGUAUCGCUUUUCAUCUGGCUUUUGUCCGACUUAAGUGAUUACUCAACUCCUACUCGCAGACUUUCCUCUUUGGCUCUCUCGUCCUGCAAUAGCUCCAGAGAUCGGCGGUGGAAGUGGUUGAAGUUGAAUAUCUCCGACGCUAUCCAAUCCAGGCUCCACGAUUGA